CAGACAGCGAUCUCAUUUCGCGCCGCGAAUCAGCAUGCUGUUCCCGGCCUCCAUACAGACGUGUCACCCUCUUGUGUCUUUGUUCCCUCGGACACCCAUCCACGCGCACUGCCACCCCUCGACGCGUCUGCGCAGCCCAGGGCACACCUCACACCCCCCGCCUCGAGACGACGACGAUGAGCGUGAGAUACGUGCACAUGCGCCCGCCCUCGCUGACGGACUCCCCGACGCACCUCCCCGCGCUCCUCCCGCUCGCGACGUCCAGCCCACCCAACAGCGCGUCGUCCUCCCUCUCCUCCUCCGCCGAAUCGGAGUUCGCGCGCUUCUCCCCGAAGACGCUGUGCCUCAUCGAUGGCGCGGAUCCGGUGACGAUCGGGCGCGCGAGCGCGAAGCGCGGGAGCGGGCGCACGGACGAGCUGGAUAACGGGUUCCUCACUGUUCCGAGAGGCAAGACGGCGCUUGGGAGCCAGCAUGCGAUGGUGUGUGUGCGGAACGGUGUGCUAUACAUCGCGAUGAAGGAGCGCGACGGGCUGAUCCUGAACGAUGCGGGCGAAGGGCAUGCACGACUGCUGAAUCCGUUCUCCGAGUUUUACCCGCUCGAGUCGAAUUCGCGUGUACGACUAGGCGUCAAUGGAGCCACCUCCGUCCCAUUUCUGGUCGACAUCAUUUUCGAGAUCGAUGAAUCGGAUGUCUGGAGCGGUGUUUCCAAGAAAAGAUUCAUCCGUCCGCUGCCAACAUCGCCUGGGCCGUAGCCCAAUCCAUUGACCGACCCGUCCAUCUCAACCUGACCUUCUAAUCUAGCACAUACCAUACCUAUCGGAACUACAGACAUCUUGCGCAAUGCACUUCCAUACUACCAAUUCUACGUCCACUUCUCCGGGUCCUAUACCAAAUUAUAACACGGACGAAAAAGUCACCAACCUACAGUACUGAUUUAACUACUGCUCGGCUUAGUUUCCAAACGACUGUAUCCAUCGUAGAUUGCAAGGUUCAGAUCAACUGCGAGGUUGUAGCUGCAAAG
Mycena citricolor is the source of this 1021-nucleotide messenger RNA. NCBI's taxonomy places the organism in Eukaryota, Fungi, Basidiomycota, Agaricomycetes, Agaricales, Mycenaceae. The record is from the annotation of a GenBank genome assembly.